Paracoccidioides brasiliensis Pb18 is the source of this 552-nucleotide messenger RNA. Its product is annotated as RdgB/HAM1 family non-canonical purine NTP pyrophosphatase. Gene Ontology annotation, molecular function: nucleoside triphosphate diphosphatase activity. Gene Ontology annotation, cellular component: cytoplasm. The transcript is spliced from 6 exons. The coding region runs from base 1 to 552 and encodes 183 amino acids. The record is from RefSeq and is a predicted model, not a curated record. Gene Ontology annotation, biological process: nucleoside triphosphate catabolic process.
AUGAAAACCCUAAACUUCAUCACAGGCAAUAAAAAUAAGUUAGCUGAAGUUCAGGCGAUUUUGGGGGAUGACAUCGAAGUGCAGCAUCGGACUAUCGAUGUGCCUGAGAUUCAGGGAUCCAUCGAAGACAUUGCAAAGGAGAAAUGUCGGCGGGCGGCCAAAAUCAUACGAGGGCCAGUAUUGACCGAGGACACAGCUCUGGAGUUUAAUGCAUUAAAUGGGUUACCAGGACCAUAUAUCAAAUGGUUUCUAGAAGCUCUGGGCCACGACGGGCUUAACAAACUGCUGGAUCCAUACCAGGACAAAUCCGUCGUAGCUGUGUGCACAUUUGCCUUCUCUAGCGGGCCGGGAAAGGAACCUAUGCUCUUUCAAGGGAGGACAGAGGGUCGACUUGUUCCCGCAAGAGGUCCAACAAAUUUUGGUUGGGAUCCCGUGUUCGAGUAUCAGGGAAAGACGUUUGCGGAGAUGGACAAGCAUGAAAAAAAUUUGAUUUCCCACCGAUCCAAAGCGCUUGCGAAGCUGAAGCAAUGGCUCGUAGCAACACAACCCUGA